UUGGGAAGCCAGUGCUCGUGCCUCUGCCUGAGGACCAGAUGUUCCACUGCACUGGUCAUCCGGGCCCUUCACCUUCAGCUCGGGGACAGCUCUCCUGCUGUGCCAGUGCACUUGGGCUGCUUCAGGAGAAAGGGACGGGAGUGCCCUCCCUGCAGUCUGAUUGCCUGAUCAUACAAAGUGGACAACCUCUUGUGCUGAUGUAUCCUAAAGUAUAGACCAUAGACACUUGAAAACCUGAAACUACCAUCACAGUUUUGCUUUCAGUGUUGUGGUAGUUGUGGUGGUAGCUGGAAGUGAUGUGGAUCUGGACAGCUCACUUUGUCUUUGCUGGGAAAGGUGGGAGUCUCAAUGUCUGUGGUGUCUCCACCUGCUCAGCCUCCUUUUACUGGUAGAAGAGAGAACAUAUAUGCUGAUAAAAUGAUACUACUGAUCAAUCCUGACCAGAACUUCAGAGGGAUCCUGACUGAAUUACAACAAAACCAUGCACACCAGUGUUGAAUCAGCCCAAAGUGCCUGCCUUGGGUUUUUGCACAAAGUCAGUUAAACAUGCACACUCUCCUCUGUAAAGGCAGGGCCAUAUUCCAGGCAGGGCCAUUUUCCAGGUUGCAGAAAAAUCCCAAAUGUCGUUCUGCUACUGGAGUGUGAAUCGCGUGUAGCCAUGCUGGGCAGUUGUCAAUCUGCUCCUUUUCUCCUUGCAUGUAUUGAGCUGCUGGGCUGCGCUGUAACAUUAGCCCCUGUAGCAGGGAGGAGGCAGCUGCAGGAGCAGCAGAGUACAAAGAGAAAGCUUUCUGCAGCCUGGAGGGUUUGCGUCCCUCCCCCAUCUACAAGGUUUUUACAUCUGCUCCCAUAGUCACCAAAGACAGAAAGAUAUAGCAACCCACAACAAACCCACAGAGGCAGAGCUGUGAAGCUCUCCCCAGAAAGCUGACUUACACUAAACCUCUCCACUCCUUCUCGUCACUCUGCAUCUGGGUCUGCUGUGACUGCUGCCUUCAGAUGAAGUAGACCCAGCUGCCAGGACUGCUUUGGCCUGUAUGCGCAGGCAUCUCUGGUUGCCUUUAGAGCUUUUGGAUUUUUGUCUUCUCAGUUAUAGAAUUGUUCUAAUUUGCUAAAAAAGAAGUCUGUCUGAAAAAGCCAGGAACACAGAACACCAUUCUUCUUUUUUUUCUUCCCUUGUCUCAUCUAGGAUAGUUGACUUCUUUAACGUUCAUUUUCAACAGCCUCUUUCAGCUUCCUGCCUCUGCUGUGUUUCCACCUUUGGAUGGGGCAGGAGUUGAACUGUGGCAUCUGGCAGAAGCCAGCUUUAAUGUGGGAUUUAUCCUGAAUAAAAUACUUGCAGAAGAAAAAGAAACGUCAUUUGACUGAUUGAAGAUUUAAAACCAACAGAGUCAUGUGGGAGAAAACGAAAUUUUAGUCUCAAGUGGCAGAAUCGAGCCAUAAGAAGUAAAGAGAUUUGGAUGGUUUCUCACUAAAUGGAAAUUAUAUAGAAGGCUUCUAAUACCACUGCAUCUCUCCAUCCCACUCCUGCUGCACAGAGACCGUACUCUUGGCCUUGGACGUUAAUAAAAUGCUGGAUUCAGUCAAGUGUGUUCUGGUGGGAGACUCUGCCGUUGGGAAAACAUCUCUCCUGGUACGUUUCACCUCUGAGACUUUUCCAGAUGACUACAGACCCACUGUAUAUGAAAAUACUGGAGUGGAUGUCUUCAUGGAUGGCGUACAGAUCAGCUUAGGUCUUUGGGACACGUCUGGCAGCGAUGCCUUUAAAAGCAUUCGCCCCCUCUCCUACCAACAGGCAGAUGUGGUAUUAAUGUGCUACUCAGUGGCAAACCAUAAUUCCUUUCUGAACCUGAGGAACAAAUGGAUCAGUGAGAUCCGCGGCCAUUUGCCCCGCAUCCCCGUUUUGGUGGUGGCCACUCAGACUGACCAGCGAGACAUGGGUCCCUACAGUUCCUCCUGCAUCAGCCCUAUAGAUGGAAAGCGGCUCGCCCAGGAUGUGCGAGCCAAAGGCUAUUUGGAGUGCUCUGCCCUCAGCAACAGGGGAGUGCAGCAGGUGUUUGAGUAUGCUGUGAGGACAGCAGUCAAUCAAGCCAAAAGGCAAAACAGGCGGAAGCUCUUCUCCAUUAAUGAGUGCAAGAUCUUUUGAGGACUGUCAGCAGUGGUUUUGCUCACGUUUGUUCUUUCUGUUUUCUCACAAAGACGCUGCAGCAGAGAAAAUGGGAGGUGAAUCAAAGAAGGGCUCCUGGCAGGACGACAGUGCAGGUGCCUCUUAUGAGACAGGUGUGCUCUUUAUCUGAACCUCUUCCCUCCAAAACACGUGUGCUGUCUUGAAAAACAAAAGGUGCAUACCCUUAUUCACAAGCCUGUGUUUGGACUUUGCAAGCCUGAACUGCAGCAGGCCUAGCCUGCAGAUCUGCAGAUAACAGCAGUGCUGAUUUUGGUUUUGUUUCUGUCAAUGUUCCUCAGUUGUUGGUUUGUCUGCAUCUGCAUUUAUUUAAUGACAAAAUUCUGCCUGAAACAGCCCCCACCUCUGUCCUUGUGGAUUUUUUUUUUACUUAAGAAUGUGGUAUAUAAAACCUGAGCAAUGUGUAUUUUAUUUAGAGGACUCAUGGAUAUGUUGUUGAAAAUCACAAAAGUUGGUUUUAACAUUUUGAUGGUUCUCCCUUUAGCUAACCACAGAAAUGAACUGUCCUAUCCAUGUAAUAAAUACCCUGCAGGCAGGCCUUGGACUUGCCUGAGUCAUUGCAUAAUGAUCAUCAGUAUGUCCAGCAUAGGAGUAAUCAAAACUUAGUGAAAUUUGACAGCUGUCUCCUGCAGUUUUGUGAGAUUUGUUACCUUAAUAUUGUUCCUCAACAAUGUGGUCAAAGGUGGGAAACUAAUCUGAUUCUUCCUAGACUUCACUGGCUUACAACCUCACAGCUUGCAGACAGGGUUGGUUUAGGCAUAUGGUUGGGCUGGUAGGGAUGAAUCUGUGCUACCAUCAACUCUGUUGUCCCUGCUGUAAUUCUGGAGGCAAAAGAUUUCAGUCUCCACAGAUGGAAGAUAUUUUUUCAUGAGCACUUAUAUUCUCAUAUAUUUUUAGUACACUCUGUUUCAAAGCAGUGGUUUUAGUGGAACCAGUCACCAACAUUAGUAAAAGAUUGAGUACAAAGCAAGGUUGACUUUAGAAUGGCUAAAUGACAUUUUUUUGAGUUUGCAUGCUAAGUAUAAUUGCCUAGGUUGUAUCCAAGUAAGACUGAAACAGACUUCACAUCCUGGGGAGCCUGUCAAGUCUAGGAGCCAAAUCCUGGUGGAUGUACGGGGGCCAAGUUACCCUGCUACACAGAAAGGCAGGCUAAGGAAAUGGAAACUUCAGGUGUGUAAGAGAACUCUGCUAGAAGAUGAAGUGGGCUCAAGCCACGAUGCUGUGCAUUCCUUGUGAAUUGUGGUGCUCCCCUCCUCCUCAUAUCUGUCCCCUCUGUCCUGCACCCCCUCUAAGGUCUUGCAGAUCUGUCUCAUCCCAAGAGAAUUUCUUACUGCAGCAAGAUUUUCUUUGUCUCUUUUCCUGUCCUUCAGCUAGCUAGGAACUAACCUUUGAGGGACUUAUAGCAUGGUGCCAUAAAAGGUAGGUUUAUCUCACCUGUGAUGUAGGUGAGCAAGUAUUUACACUGUGGGCACCUUGAUUACCAGCGGGACACAGAACGUCCAGUGUUGUGAUUGUCCCACGAGCUUCUAGACUGUUGAAUAUUUACCACUCAUCAACCUGAUUGUAAGGGAGGCUUCUGAUCAUAAAAACAUCCCGGUCUCAUCUGAGGUUUUUAUAUCAUCUUUAAAUCUUUACAAACUUCUGCACCUGAGCACACACUUCUGUCACCACCCAUCUUCCCUGAAUUCUUCUCUUUCCUACUUCUCUUUCUUCUCAAGUGUUGAUUUGUCACUGAAACACUAAAACUGACAUAUUGGUAAAAGAAUCUGAAUGGCAUUGUACUUGUGUAGAGUUAUGCAAGUGGCCAAGUAUUAGCAGUCCUGGUUAAAAAUCUUUUGGCUUUUGGGAGAAAUAUUCUACAUGUCAACUCUUGCAACACCUCUCCACUGGAAGUCUUAGGUUUUGUAACUCUAAUUAAAAGUAGCCAUUGUUACAGUUUGAACAUUAAAGAUUGCAUGAAAAAUGCUGUCUUUUUUUUUUUUCCUCAGUGUGUUAAAGUCUGUUUACAACAGUUCAUGCAGUUUUUAUGUGCUGAAGAGCAGUAAUCACCAGGUGAGAAUGCUGUGUUGUGGUAUCUACCGCAAAGUGCCACAUUUGGGCACCAGAAAGCUCCACAGAAUUGUUAUCACAGACAAAGCCAGACAAAAUGUAACCGAAAAUCUCAUCUCAUCUGUAUUAGCUUCACAAAACUUGUUACGUUGUCUUGCAAAAUUAAGAAAUUGAUGUCUGUUGCAAUUGUGAAGCCAGGUGGAUAGGCUUCUUUGAGAUGUCUGAACUGACAAUACAGGGUACACAGCAAAUGUAGGGAUGGCUUGAUAUACUCUUGAUUGUGCAUUCUAGAGCCAGUGCAAAGUGUGAGGCCACUGGAAGCCAGCUGAUUUUUAAAAUCAAUUUGUAAAGAGUAUAAAGUAAUGGGGAUUUUGAUUUCCUGCUCUGUGAAAAAAACAGUUCAAAUUUUCACAGCCUGUUUUUUUUCAGACUCUCAAAGCUAAAAGGCACUUUUCACUGGGAACAAGCUGUGAAGCUCAUAUAUUUUAGUGCCUGUAAUUAUGUGGCUUUCCCUGAUCUAUAGAAUCGAUAUGCUCAAAGGGUGUGGCAGCCCCAAACAGAGGUUGAAAUCUAGACACAGCAGAACUCAGCUGAAGAUUUGGCUGAAUGGUAUAUUGGGGUUUGCUGCUUGCACAACUGCAGCCCUGUUCUCUGUGGUGGGAACAACAAGGGACUGCUGAGGUCUGCUGUGAAACCCUUCCAGGGUGGUUUUGCUUGUGUUUACUUGGGUAACGGGUCCCUGGGAACUGUUUAGAAUUAAAAUCUGGCUCUGGUAUUUGAAAUACAUUAAAAUGACACGUGGAUUUUUAAUUUCUUUUGCUCUGAAAACAGCAAAACAGAAAAAAUGUGCAGCCCUGCCUCAGUUGAGUCAAGCUUUCAGCUGAGAGAAGAGACCUUGCCCAAAUAUUCUCCUGUUUUCUCGAACAGAUCCCUUUCCAUUUGAUGUUCUGUUGCUAAUAUUCUUUUUGCUUGUUAUUAAAACAGGUUAAAGUUUUAUUUUAAAAAAUUAUUUUGAAUACAGAUUUCCCAUGCUUUUAAAUUUACAUGAUAUGCAGAACACAAUAGAAAUAUUUUCUACAAGUAAAUAGUAAAAGUAUGUUUCAAAUCAUCACUCUUGCCCCCCCCCAGUUUUUCAUGCAGAAAAUUAUUCAAGCUUGGUAGAUAUAAUUGAUACUGUUUUGCCUGAUAUUUGCAUUUAACAGUUUGCAAAUUUUUGUGCAAUUUUUGUGGGUACUCUGUGUUUACUAAAGUCUGUGGACACAAACUAGCUGAUACUUGUGUUAAUAAAGAAAAUGUGUUUAAGGGA
Molecule: messenger RNA, 5537 nt
Organism: Haemorhous mexicanus (house finch)
Lineage: Eukaryota; Metazoa; Chordata; Aves; Passeriformes; Fringillidae
Gene: RHOH
Product: ras homolog family member H
Exons: 3
Coding region: 1568-2143 (191 amino acids)
Biological process (GO): small GTPase-mediated signal transduction
Molecular function (GO): GTP binding; GTPase activity
Source: RefSeq, a predicted model, not a curated record